Messenger RNA from Topomyia yanbarensis, 1315 nucleotides. RefSeq names its product endochitinase-like. Gene Ontology annotation, molecular function: chitin binding; chitinase activity. Bases 17 to 1276 code for a protein of 419 amino acids. Gene Ontology annotation, biological process: chitin catabolic process; carbohydrate metabolic process. Lineage: Eukaryota; Metazoa; Arthropoda; Insecta; Diptera; Culicidae. The record is from RefSeq and is a predicted model, not a curated record. Gene Ontology annotation, cellular component: extracellular region. The transcript has 4 exons.
UCGGCAGGCAGGCAGUAUGGAAGUAAGAAGAGGUGCCUUUCUGUCUGUAGUGGCUUUAUUAGUGCUAACCGCUUUGGUGCGAGCUAUUGGAGAAGAGAAACCUCGGCGACUGGUUUGCCACUAUACAACUUGGUCGCAGGGCCGCGCAGGAGAUGCUUCCUACCGCGUUGAGGAUGUCCCUGGACAGCUGUGCACUCAUGUGGUGUACAAUUUCAUUGGCAUCGAUGAGGAUACUUACGAACUAACGCCGCUACAGCGCGAGAUCGACAUAGUUCAGAACGGGUUCGGCCGUUUUGUAGAUCUGAAGAAGAAAUUCCCGCAUCUACGUGUCUCUAUCGCUGUUGGGGGUUGGGCCCAUGGUGGUGAAAAGUUCAGUCGAAUGGCAGCAUUUAGACGGCGACGACAGGCAUUCGUAGUGAGCGUGGUUAGAUUUCUAGAACAGUACGGCUUCGACGGGUUGGAACUCGCGUGGUUGUAUCCGGGAAAUCCGGAGCGUGGAGGCACUGUUACUGAUAAGGAUAACUUUAUUUACUUGGCGGAGGAAUUGACAAAAGCGUUCCGAAAAAUCGGACGAGGCUGGGAACUUGCCAUCCAGGUGCCGGCUGAUAAGUCAAGACUCGGGAUCGGAUACGAGAUCGACGCGCUGUGCGAUGCCACAGAUUACGUUCACCUGAUCGGGUAUGAUAUGCGAGGGUCGUGGAAUAACUUUGCGGACGUGCACAGUCCAAUGGCGGAUCGAUCACAUGAUCAGGGCAGUUUUCGUGGAAUCAACGUUCGGGAAGGCGUUCAACAGUGGCUCUCGAAGGGGUGUUCUCCUAGCAAAAUAAUUCUCGGAGUGCCAAUGCUCGGUAGGACGUACAUUCUGGCGAGUUCUCAAGAAAAUAGCAUCGGUUCCCGAACAACAGGACCGGGCCCAGCCGGUCGCUACACUCAUGAGCCCGGUUAUCUAGGUUAUUUUGAAAUUUGUCUCAAGUUCAAAGAUGCACGUUCCAAAUGGCGCCAGUUGUGGGAUGAGGUGGGACUCUGUCCGUACGCCUAUCAGGGUCGUGAAUGGAUUGGCUAUGAAAAUGAGCGAUCUCUACAGGAAAAGGUCCAGUUCGUUAAAGAGAAACAACUGGCUGGUAUGUAUGCAUUUUCACUGGACCUGGAUGACUACCGGGGUGACUGCGGCGAGGAACUCUAUCCGCUCCACAAAGAACUGUACAAGUAUAUUGAGGAGACAAAAACGGACAGUGAUAUAACGUCUGGUAUUGACCGGCCAUGGUCUGACAAAUGAAACGAAUAAAUGUGUGAUUAUUCUGUUUACAACGCAAAA